This is a messenger RNA of Pseudoliparis swirei, 1284 nucleotides long. RefSeq names its product claudin-4-like. The transcript has a single exon. Bases 248 to 1111 code for a protein of 287 amino acids. Lineage: Eukaryota; Metazoa; Chordata; Actinopteri; Perciformes; Liparidae. Gene Ontology annotation, cellular component: bicellular tight junction; plasma membrane. Gene Ontology annotation, molecular function: structural molecule activity. The record is from RefSeq and is a predicted model, not a curated record. Gene Ontology annotation, biological process: cell adhesion; bicellular tight junction assembly.
AGAGGCAGCAACCUGUCAAUCAAAGUAAUCCUCGCUCUGACGCAUACCCAACUUUAUGGUCUGUCUGACUCUUAAUGGACCAUCAUUUACUAAAUGAACAUCACGCUGUAUUGAAGAAGACUUGCAACUAGAGAUUGAGACCAUAAUUCAUAUUCACAAUGUUUACUGAGGGACUCUCUCUCUCUCUCUCUCUCCAAAACAACUGGGAGACAGAGUGUUUUAAAACCAUGGCAGAGAAAACAGAAGGAUGUCCCCUCCACCCAAGGCCGUGCCUCCCUUUUCGCGAAUGCCAAAAAACUUGUCUCCCUCCACCCCCUCUGUGGAGGGAGACACGUUUUUUGUGGAGGCUCCACCCUUCUCUGAACAGACACGCAAAACAAACAGAGUACACACGCAAAACAUACACAGAAGGUCUCAAACUAAACAAAGCACCCCAACCCCAACGCCUGCAGCCUCUGGUUCGGCCCGCAGAGAAGGGGAGGAGGAUCAGGGCAGGCCGGGAGCCAUGCAGCGGCAGCUGGAGCUCGCUGCCCUCGGUGUGGCCAUCGCCGGGUGGCUGUGCGCCAUCCUGACGCGCUGCCUGGCCCUGUGGACGGUGAGCGGCACCGUGGACAACGUCACGGCCACCCUGCCGGCCUACUGGGACGGGGUGUGGCUGGAAUGGGAUCACUGGGAUCUGUCCCACGACGGCAGCUUACACUGCUCUUUUUACCAGUCCCUCAUGUCUCUCUCCGGGAACUUUCGGACGUGGCGGGCCCUCGUCAUGGCCGCCAUUGGGGCCGGGAGUUUCGCCACGGCGAUCGGAGUCACGGGGGUCGUGUGGUUCCCUGCGUUUGGCCUGGUGUUUUCUGGCACCCUCUUCGUCCUGUCCGGGCUCCUGCUGCUGGUUCCCACCGCCUGGACGUGCCACCUCACCGGGCAGCCGCUGGAGGGCGCCGUGCUGCUGCGGAGGGACUGGGGCCCGGCGCUGUACCUCGGGUGGAUCUCCUUAGUCCUGAUGGUGGCCGGGGGAGCGGUUCUCACCACCAGAUGCAGAGCGGCCGGGGCUGGGGGGGCAGGAGGAGUCCAGUCACCCACUAAGCCGGAUCAGCAGGACUGUGUUGACUUUUGAAAUGUCCUCACUGUGGGACGAAUAAAGGUAUUGUUGAGCAUAUUCCUUAGUAGAAAAGCCAUGUUGAGUGCACUGUGCAGUAAUGUAACAAGUUCAUGUUUACCUGUGUAAAUUGGGGUGCUGUUGUGCGCAUGCGCAGAAUAAACACUGCGUGAGUUCCCAGACUGAAGAGA